This is a messenger RNA of Arvicola amphibius (Eurasian water vole), 2112 nucleotides long. RefSeq names its product long-chain-fatty-acid--CoA ligase ACSBG2-like. The record is from RefSeq and is a predicted model, not a curated record. Gene Ontology annotation, molecular function: long-chain fatty acid-CoA ligase activity. Lineage: Eukaryota; Metazoa; Chordata; Mammalia; Rodentia; Cricetidae. Gene Ontology annotation, cellular component: endoplasmic reticulum; membrane. The coding region runs from base 1 to 2112 and encodes 703 amino acids. The transcript is spliced from 13 exons.
AUGUCUGACCCUAAGGAACAAGGUAAACCAGAGGGUGACCCUCCCAUCCAGGCAGCAAAAACCAUUCUGAAGACCAAAAUCUACAACCAAACGAGGAUGUCACAAAGACCUCAAGACGCAGAGAUCAAGGCCCCAGGUAGCUGCUACUGGACAGCAGAGCGUGACGGCGAGGUAAAACUGCGCAUGAGCAAGAAUGUGGAGAACGAGCCUCCGGUCACCGUGCCUGACCUGAUCAUGAGCGCUGCCACCAAGUACUCGCACUACCUGGCGAUAGGCUCCAAAUACAAGAAGAACUGGCAGCUGCUCACCUACAUCGAAUACUACGAGGCCUGCCGUCGCGCAGCCAAGGCCUUCCUCAAGGUGGGCCUGGAACGCUUCCAUGGCGUGGGUAUAAUGGGCUUCAAUUCCACGGAGUGGGUGAUUGCCAGCAUUGGAGCCAUCAUGGCAGGUGGCAUCUCUGUGGGCAUCCUGUCCAGCAACUCGCCCAAAGCCUGCCAGGUCAUUGCUGAAGCCUCAGAGAUAGACAUCAUCGUGGUGGAUAAUGACAAACAGCUCCAGAAAGUUAACCAGAUCCAGGGCUACCUGAAGCACCUCAAGGCCAUUGUACAAUACAGAGAAGACAUCCAGGAAGUACAGCCCAAUCUAUACUCGUGGAAAGGCUUCCUGGACCUCGCAGAUGGCAUCUCGGAUGAAAAACUGGACCAAAUCAUCGACUCCCAGAAGCCUAACCAGUGCUGUGCUUUGGUGUACAACCAGGGCACCAUAGGGGCCCCAAAAGUCAUGAUGCUUAGCCACGACAACAUCACAUGGACCACAGCAGCCACCGUUCAGAGCCUGGGGUACAAGUGUCCGCCUGAUGGUCAGGAGGUCCUUGUGAGCUACCUGCCGCUCUGCUACGCUGGGGUCCAGAUCUUGGAUGUGUGGGUGGCCAUCUCCGUGGCUGGAACAGUCUACUUCCCCUCGUCGGAGGCAGGGAAGUGGGAUGGGCCACCACGAGCCCCUGGCACGGGCUUCCUGUCAGAGAUGCUCCGCGAGGUCCAGCCCACCACGUUCUGUGGUAUCCCGUGGGUGUGGGACCGUAUGCUGGACAACAUGAAGACCAAACACUUGGAUGCCACCGCAUUCCGCAGGAAGAUCGACCGCUGGGCCAUGCGCGUGGGACUCAACACCCACAGGAGGCGGCUGCAGGGGCAGAUCCACCAGCCACUGUGCUUCGGCCUAGCCAAGAGGCUGACCUUCGACCCUGCCAGGAAGUUCCUGGGUCUCAAACAUUGCCAGCAGUUCCUGAACCUGGGUCUGGGGCUGCCGAAGGCCACGGUGGACUUCUUCCUCAGCCUGGACAUCCCCAUCUUUCAGAUGUACGGCUUGACCGAGAGCAGCGGGCUGCACUCUCUGUCCAGCCACCAGGCCUUCCGACUCCUGAGCUGUGGGAAGGCACUGCCCAACUGUCACACAAAGGUGGAAAAAGAGAACCGCGAAGGCAUCGGGAAGUUAUGCAUGUGGGGCCGCCACAUCUUCAUGGGCUACGUCAACGACAAGGUCAGCACGGAGAGGAAGAUGGACAGCCAGGGUUGGCUACACACGAACGACCUGGGCUUCUUGGAUGUUGACAAGUUCCUCUAUGUCAUGGGAAAUAGCAACGAUAAGAUCACACUGAGUUCGGGCGAGGUGGUCAACCCGUGUCCCAUUGAGGACCGAGUGAAGACGCGCAUCCCCAUUGUGCGCUAUGUGAUGCUGGUGGGCCAGAAUGCCCCAUACCUGUGCGCCCUCCUCACGUUAAAGUGUCAGAUCAAUCCAGAGACUGGAGAGGCUCGGGGCGCCCUGACCAGUGAGGCCGUGGCCUGCUGCCGGAAGCUGCGGAGCCAGUCCACCUGGUUGACAGAUGUCCUAGAAAACCGUGACCCCUUGGUCACAGAGUUCAUCAACCAGGGCAUCCAGGACGUGAAUGCGGAGGCACCCUCGGAGAGCGCCAAGAUCAUUAAGUGGGUCAUUCUAGACAGCGAUUUCUCUGUUGGCGGUGGGGAGCUCGGGCCCAUGUCCAAACUGAACAGGAACAAUGUGACGAAGAUAUACCAGGAGGACAUCCAGAAAUUCUACGAGAUAAGCACCUAG